UCAGCUGCAAACACACACGUAGUAGUAGGCGGAGGCGCCACACGCACGCAGGGAAAUCCGCAUCAGCUGGAGCCACACACAGUUAGCUUAGCUAGCCUUUUAGCUACAACCUCCAACAAUACUACGCAAUACUUAGCUAUGUGCAAUCGAACAUAGUACAGGAGUGUAUUUUUUAUUUAUUUUUACGGCAAGGAAAUAGAAAAAAUAGCAUCCAAAACACAGAGCAGGCUCAAGGGGUUACAGCUGAAGAUAUCUAACGUUAAGUAGCUUGGUAGCUGAAGCAUGGAAUACUUCAUGAUGCCUACGGAGAAGGCUUUACAACAAUUCAAGAAAUCGGAGAAGGAUGUUAUUGGAGGGCUUUGUAGUCUGGCCAACAUCCCGCUCAGCCCGGAGACUGCUCAGGACCAGGAGAGGCGUAUCCGCCGGGAGAUCGCGAAUAGUAACGAGCGGCGCCGCAUGCAGAGCAUCAACGCAGGGUUCCAGUCGCUGAAAACACUCCUGCCACACACAGACGGCGAGAAACUCAGCAAGGCUGCCAUCCUACAGCAGACGUCAGACUACAUCUUUGCUCUGGAGCAAGAGAAGACCCAGCUACUGCAGCAGAACAACCAGCUCAAACGCUUCAUACAGGAGUUCAGUGGUUCCUCCCCAAAGAGGAGGCGUGGGGCAGAGGAGAAGGAUGAAGGGAUCGGCUCUCCAGACAUUCUGGAGGAGGAGAAAGCCGAGGAGCUGAGGAGAGAGAUGUUGGAGCUCAGACAACAGUUGGACAAGGAGCGCUCGGCGAGGAUGAUACUGGAGGAACAGGUGCGUUCUCUGGACAUGGUGCUGCACCCAGAGAGGCUGAAGGUGAUCACCCAGCAGGUCCAGGAGGAGCAGGCUCACAUCCAGACCCAGACCUUACUGAGGCUACAGCAGCUCCACGCAGAGACCAGCGCAGAGAGGGACAGACACGCAGCACACAGCCCACAGGUGCGGUCCCCAGCCCCCACUCACCACCCCACGGUCAUCGUCCCCGCCCCCACGCUGACCCCGCACCACGUCACCGUGGUUACCAUGAGCCCCGCCUCCAACACCAGCACAGUGUCAACGUCCCGGCAGAACCUGGAUACCAUCGUACAGGCCAUCCAGCACAUCGAACGUGCCCAGGAGAGGAGGGGCAGUGCAGAGGAGGAGAGGAGACGAGCAGUCAUUGUCAGCCCUGCCCACGUCUCCAUGGAUACCACCGGCUCUGACACGGCCUCCGACAGUGAGGGAGAGGAGGACUGCUCCAUGAACUAACACAGAGAUACACAUACCGUGUUCUCUAUACAGUUUCAGACAGCAUGAGCCAAGGCUGCUCAAUGAACUGUUAGCUACCACACACACACCUAAACAUAUAUAUACACACACACCAAUACAUACUGUAUAUACACACAACGUGUUCUCUCCAGACAGUUUGAAAUCAAGGGAGAGGACUGCUUGAUGAACUGUUCGCUGCCACACACACACACCAAUACAAACACAAUCAGACAGCAUCUGACUGGUAGAGCGAAACAAUGACAUUUGUUCUACUAAAAUCCAAAUUCAAUCAUAAACCAGUGACCAACAAAUGGAACACACACGUUAGCGAUACCCACCCACUGUAGAAGACGAUCACAAAGAUUCCCUCCAGACGCCUGACUACUUUUUGAUAUAAAUGUUUCUUUUUUUGAACCUGUCUUUGGCAUUAUAAUGACUAUGGAGUCAGCCAGUAGGUAUGAUAAGCUCUGGUCAGAUUGUGUGCUUUUAAAUCACAGAUGAAGAAGUUGGCUCAAUAUGGCAGUCUAUCGUAAAGGGCUUUCCAGACCAAGCUGCAGCGGGAUUCUUUUCAGGUGGAGCGAUCGGCGUUGCUCGUGAAGGCUGCUCAGCCGAGGCGGAGAAAAUGGGUAUCUGCUCUAAUUUGGCAACCUUGUUCCACCCGAUCGCUUCCUGUCUGGAAAGUCUUUAAGACAAUAGACAGCGAUAGGUUGGCUCUGGCAAAAUACAACACAGCUGGUACUUAGCUGGAUCCCAUCAAUCACAUGAUUGAAUGAAAGUUACAGAAUAAGCUGUGUCACUAGCUCUAUUAGGGUUACAUAGAAGCAAGCAGUGGACCAUUCUCUUAACCUUUCAAAGUUGUUUUCCAUCUUUUCUAGAAGAAAAAAAGUUUUCCUAAGUGUCGGGUUUACCAAGAAGAGGAUAGUUUCCAAUUAGGUCUCUUUUUGAUUUUUGUUUAUUUCAGUGACUAUGCACUAAACAUUUUUAGGUAUUUAUGCAAUUCCAAGCUACAGUAAAUUUGUUUUAUAGUUGGGGUAGUGUUGAAUAUUAAGUGUUUUUAAAAACAUCACCCCUUCACCCAAUAUGAAUCUAUGCACCUCCCAACAAGAGAACAUAACAUGCAUACAGUAUAGACGGGUUGGUUGUCUAGCAACAAAACCAAUGCAUGCGCAACUAUGGGGCAAAACUGACAGGAUUGGCUAAGAUUGUUGACACGUAAAUUAUAUUUUGUCUCAAUGUUUAUUGAAAACAUAAAUACACUUCUCUCAAAUACAUUCUUACAGUUGUUGGUUAGCUAGCUAGUGAAUUUGAGCCAUAGUCAAAACACCUCAAAACAAGACAUGUCAUCAGUAACGAGCUGAAACGAGCCACCUACAAUUCCCCACAAGGCAGCUUCCAGGCAUUGUUGCAAGCUAUCUGACCGCUCAGAAUCAUAAUACCACACGGCCUCAUCGAUGCGUGUGCAUAAUGUUCGUGAAAUGCUCAGCCAAACCCGUCUUUGUAAACGUGUACAGUCAUAACACACAUGUAACUACAUGCAUUGAAGAAUGUAGUAUUUUUCUCUGAUGGUGCUAACAGGGAUCGUAUGCCCUCUGAGACCCCCAACUUUUACCAUUUGAUUUUGAAACCCCCCGGGGGCAUAUCCUAACCCAGCGGUUAGCGCUCAACUCCUACACAAGCACUGAACUAGAAAUUUGCCCCAGUCCCUUUCCCCUCGUACCCCUCCAUGUUGUCAGUUUGUUUUGGGAACGGGACUGGAAUCCCUGUUGUUUCUCUGGAAGCCUGGAGUCUCUCACUCACUUCCUGUGAUAUGUUGAUAUGAUGCUAAGGGUCAGGAGUUUUUCCUGAACUAUGUUUAAGGCUACAACUAGGGCCAUGAGUUUUCCUGUAUAGAUCUCGUGAUCAGGGAAGAACAGGAGUUUCUAGUAAUGCUGAAUCUGAAAUGAUGCUGUAAAAACAUUCCAUUUAUUUUGACCGUUUGUUUUCUUGUUUCAUCCCUCCAUGCUCUAUUGCCAAUGGAUGCUGUGUUCGUUUGUUUUCUUGUUUCAUCCCUCCAUGCUCUAUUGCCAAUGGAUGCUGUGUUCGUUUGUUUUCUUGUUUCAUCCCUCCAUGCUCUAUUGCCAAUGGAUGCUGUGUUCGUUUUUUCUCUUAAAUGUUAUGUUUUUCUGGAAUUUCCUUAGUCAUUGUCUACGUAUGAAACGGCCCCCUAUUCACUACAUGAGGCACUGGCCAAAACUAGUGCACUAUUUAGCAUAUAGGGUUCCAUUGUUGACGUAGCCACUGUCUACAUGAAGCUCUUCCUGUGUGAGAACUUGGCUCCAGUGGGACAUUUGGGGUGACGAAGCUAAUUCAUUUUGUGAUUCAACUUCAUAACUGGUUACAAUAUUAUGUCUAUUUAGCCUUGUCCCAGAUCUGUUUGUGCUCUUGCCUAACUCUGUUGUCAUUGUCAAGCCAAAACGCAUGACAAUUCCAUUAGGCGUUGGCAAUAGAGCAGAAACAUCUUAUUGUCUGUUGUCGGGGGAAAUUAUAAUUUUGUGUGAACUUCAAAUCUGGUUAGAAUAGUAGCUACACUUACUGACUACUGCGUUAUGUCCCAAAAUGGCACCCUAAAUAGUGAACUACUGUUUACCAGGGCCCUGGUAUAAAGAGUGCACAAGGUAGGGAAUAGGGUUCCAUUUGGGACACCGCCAGUAUCUUCAUUGUCCUCAUCAGAGAUAUUUAUCUUUUUGGUUGUUUCUUCUGUUCAGUUUUUUUAUUUUUUUAUGCUGAAGAUGUGUGCAUCAUAUUUCAGCACUGGUGUCCUGAGAGAUUGUUGGUUGUUGGAGAAUCUCUUAAUAAUCAACUAUUAGAGAUUAUUGAUAUGAAGCACUUCCCGGUCUGUACUGCCUGAAUCAAGGACGACCAUGGCGCCGCAGAUUUUUACUAUGUUGAUCAAGCUCUUUUUGCUGUGACUUAAAACCGAACAGCUGUGUUUCUCUCCUUUUCUUCAAAUAUGUUAAUUUCUCUCAUCUCUCUGCCUGCUCUCUGCAUCCCUCCUUUUGUCCUAUUUUUUUAAUUACAGACAUUUGUAUAUUUUUUUAAUUUCUUUUUUUUUGUCAGUCCAGGUCGAUGAGAAGCUGUUAUAUUUUGUUUAAGAAAAAUGAACUUGUUGGGAAAAACAGGCCUUUGUAAAGAAAAAAUACAAUAAAAUUUGUACUUUGUUUUUUAAUACAUACA
Molecule: messenger RNA, 4491 nt
Organism: Oncorhynchus masou masou (cherry salmon)
Lineage: Eukaryota; Metazoa; Chordata; Actinopteri; Salmoniformes; Salmonidae
Product: transcription factor AP-4-like
Exons: 7
Coding region: 283-1278 (331 amino acids)
Biological process (GO): regulation of transcription by RNA polymerase II
Cellular component (GO): nucleus
Molecular function (GO): DNA-binding transcription factor activity, RNA polymerase II-specific; RNA polymerase II cis-regulatory region sequence-specific DNA binding; protein dimerization activity
Source: RefSeq, a predicted model, not a curated record